CCGAAAGCAGCCCUGCGGGAGAGGAAAGAAGGCACCGCAUCCCUUGUGGUGACCAGGACCAAAUGUCGUUCAAGGGCGACUGCCUGGCGGGGCGCGUGGCGUUCGUCACUGGCGGAGGCAGCGGCAUAUGCAAGGGCAUCACAAGGGUGCUGAUGGCGCACGGAUGUGAUGCAGUCAUCAUGGCACGCAAGAAGGCAAGGCUGGUGGAAGCAGCGCAGGUACGGACGGAGUAGGGCAGUCAGUGCAGAAACACACGCACACACGCGCGCACACAGGCGGCCAUGCUAUCACUCUGUUGCAUUGAAUGAAUGCGCGCAGGAGUUGGAGUCGUUGACAGGUCGGCAGUGCCUGCCUGUGGCCGCUGACGUGCGCGACCCACAGGCGGUGGACAGGGCGGUGGACGAGGCUGUCGAGCGGUUCGGCAAGAUAGACAUCCUCAUCAACGGGGCGGCAGGCAACUUCCUCUGCCCACUCGACAAGCUCUCACACAAAGGUCAGCCGACCCACUGCGGCAUGACCCACACACGCCAUCCAUCCAUUCUCUGUUGGUUUGCAGGCUUCAAGGCGGUCAUGGAGAUCGACACGUAUGGCACCUUUGUGGUGUCGUCUGCCGCGUUCCGCAAGAGCCUUCAGCAGCAUGGUGGCGUCAUCAUCAACAUCAGCGCGACACUGCACUACAGCGGGACGCUGCUGCAGGCACAUGCAGGUGAAGGGAUGUGUGGGUGGGUGGCUUGUCACACACAUGAAUGAUGUGUCGGCAACCCUUAUUCGUUGGUGAUGAUGGUGCAGGCGCCGCGAAAGCUGCCAUCGAUGCGCUGACCAAGCACAUGGCCGUCGAGUGGGGACCAUACAAUGUACGUUCGUAUGCAGGCUGAUCAGCGCCCCUCAGACGAUAACCGGUGAUGCACAUGUAUGUGGAAUGUGUGUGUGCCUGUUGGGGUUGUAGAUCCGUGUGUGCGGUAUCGCGCCGGGCCCAAUCGAAGGGACAGAAGGCAUCUCGAGACUAGUGCCUUCAUCAGAAGGGUACGCUCGUGCCGUGCAAACCACCCACCCAUCUGAAUGAUCAUUCUCUCCAUCUUUGACCGUGUGUGAACAUGCAAACAGGCCGAGCGGCGAUGACGACACGGACUUCAGGUCGUUCAUCCCGCUGCAACGGCUGGGCACUGUGGACGACAUCGGCCACGCCGCCCUCUUCCUCUCACUGCCAGAGGCGUCAUACGUCACUGGAACCACACUCGUGGUCGACGGCGGACAGAGCCUCACCUCAGCCAACUUCACGGUCAGCCAGCUAAGCUAACUCACCAAAGCGCUUAGCUAGAUGGAAACCGUGCUCAUCUGUGUGUGUCGUGUGUUUGUGUGUUGUGUGGUUGGUCAGGUGUUGGCUCCUUCGCUUCGUGACGCGUGGCUGAAGGCGCCAGUGCAAGUGGAGGGACGGACCAGGAGCAGACUGUGAUCAGCGUGUGUGUGUGUGUGUG
Vitrella brassicaformis is the source of this 1475-nucleotide messenger RNA. The record is from the annotation of a GenBank genome assembly. Lineage: Eukaryota; Vitrellaceae.